Messenger RNA from Arabidopsis arenosa, 2577 nucleotides. The record is from the annotation of a GenBank genome assembly. NCBI's taxonomy places the organism in Eukaryota, Viridiplantae, Streptophyta, Magnoliopsida, Brassicales, Brassicaceae.
CUUUGAUUCUCAUACGAGUCUCUCUCUUCUUCAAUGUUCUUUUCUUAGAACAUAAUAAUAAUAUUCGUCUUUGGUUUUUCUUCAGUGUUCUUUUCUAGUUAUUCUAGUCUAAAAAAUCAAAUUAAAACAGAAAAAUAUCAGUUAUGUCGUUGCUUGUUUUUCUUUUCCAAGUUAUAGCUUUAUCGGUCUUGUUCUUCUCCGAGGUGUGUCUUGCCGGUAAAAACAUUCCGGCGAAUUUUGUAUUCGGAGAUUCAUUGGUGGAUGUCGGAAACAACAACUACUUAGCCACAUUGUCAAAGGCUAAUUAUAUUCCUAAUGGGAUCGAUUUUGGAUCACCUACUGGGAGAUUCACCAACGGAAGAACAAUCGUCGAUAUCGUAUAUCAAGCAUUAGGUUCCGACGAAUUAACUCCACCGUACUUAGCACCAACAACAAGAGGAUAUCUCAUUCUCAACGGCGUUAAUUAUGCUUCUGGCGGAAGUGGAAUCCUCAAUUCUACCGGAAAAAUAUUUGGAGAGCGUAUAAAUGUGGAUGCACAACUAGACAACUUUGCAACGACAAGACAAGACAUCAUUUCUUGGAUUGGUGAAUCCGAAGCGGCUAAAUUAUUCCGGUCAGCAAUUUUCUCGGUUACGACCGGUUCAAACGAUCUAAUCAACAAUUAUUUCACCCCGGUGGUGUCAACCGUCGAACGGAAAGUCACAUCUCCCGAAGUCUUCGUGGAUACAAUGAUCUCAAGAUUCCGAUUACAACUCACCAGAUUGUACCAAUUGGGUGCGAGGAAAAUCGUGGUGAUUAAUAUUGGUCCUAUUGGUUGUAUACCGUUCGAGAGAGAGUCUGAUCCAGCGGCUGGAGAUGAAUGUUCGGUUGAACCAAAUGAAGUGGCACAAAUGUAUAAUAUCAAGCUUAAAAACCUAGUAGAGGAUUUAAACAAGAAUCUACAAGGUUCAAGAUUCGUCUACGCUGAUGUUUUUCGCAUUGUUUAUGAUAUCCUACAAAAUUAUGCAUCUUACGGUUUUGAGAGUGAGAAGAUUCCCUGUUGUUCAUUACUUGGGAAAGUAGGUGGGCUUAUUCCAUGUGGUCCAUCUUCAAAAGUAUGCUUUGAUUGUAGUGCGAAAAAUCCGACAUGGGCAUCGGUUACAUACGGCAUUUUUCUCUGCAUCGAUUGUUCAGCCAAUCAUCGGAGCCUCGGUGUUCAUAUCAGCGUCGUCAGAUCAACGAAUUUAGACUCAUGGAGCCCUGAGCAGCUUAGGGCAAUGAUGUUUGGUGGGAACUACCGCGCUCAGGUGUUCUUCAAGCAACAUGGAUGGACGGACAAUGGCAAUAUCGAGUCUAAGUACACUUCAAGAGCUGCUGAUUUGUAUAGGCAGAUUCUUGCUAAGGAAGUUGCUAAAGCCAUCUCACAAGAGACUACCACUGAUCAACCAAAAGUAUCUCCUGGGUUAUCUUCUUAUUCUGUCAAGGAAGAGUUACCUCCCAAAGAAACUUCUUCUGUGAUACAUGAAGCUACCAGUGCCACUUCUUCGCCUAAAGCUUCUAAUGAAGUUUUGCCUAGUACGUUUACGAAACCUAUCAUUGCUAAGAGGACAGGAAAAACUGGUGGUCUUGGUGCAAGGAAGCUUACUACUAAGCCAAAGGAAAAUCAUUAUGAGCAGACCCCGGAAGAGUCUGCUGCACUGCUUAUUCCUGCAGCAUCUUCAGCUAUUAACCGCGGAAUCAAAUCAUCGGCUGUUUUUUCAUCUGCCUCUCAGUUUGAGAACAAUGACGACUUGCAAUCCGGAGGACAAAGCGGUGGUGGUACACAAGUUCUUAGCCAUGUUGCUCCACCAAAGUCAUCAUCAAGCUUCUUAGCAGAUUCGGGAAUGGACCGCUCGUCGAUAGCUGAAGUUCUUAGCCGUGUUCCUCCAUCAAAGUUACCAUUAAGCUUCUUUUAUUUUACCGGAACGGACAUGAGUUGUUUCGUCAAGAAAUCAAGCUCCAGCUCGUCAAAAGUUCAAGUUGAAGAAUCAGAUGAAGCAAGAAAGAGGUUCUCAAACGCAAAGUCCAUUUCUUCUGCUCAGUUUUUUGGAGAUGAGAUGAAAUCUGCUGGUCUUGAUGAAUCAGAAACUACCCUUGAGGGGAAGAAUGAUUUCUGGUCGUUAGUGAACAAAGCAGCAUGCGAAGUGAAGGAGAAGCUCUUGUCGAAGUCGAAUCAUCAUCAAGAUAAAGUGAAUGACCUCCGUAGGGAAGUGACAAUAUUGAUGGAGAUACUUCAUGCCCAAGAUGCUGAUGCUAUCCCUCUUAUAACCCGUGAGCGAUGGGCUAACUUACUGUUUACACAAGCCGCUAUGCUUGGUCGACACACAGAUUGCCCCAUACUUAGAAGUGCUCAAAUCGAUGCGGGUAACUUACUGCGGGAGUUAAAUGGGCUCGCAUACAUCAAUUGAAAUAUAAACAACAUGUAAAGUUGUCUCAAAUCGAAUUUGUAACACUUGUUUAGAUCUCCAACAUGUUAACUUUUGUAUCCGAAGUUUGGUCGACGACCAGAAAAUCACCUUCAACAGAACAGUCUAUAUUGAAUAAAACGUCAAUUCUAAU